AUGGCUAACUCAGUGAGAAGAAUCGCCGAUGACAAUCAAAAAAGUAACACCUGGGCAGUUAAGUCGGUAGCUGGGAAUCAUCAAAGCAAGGAAGAUAAAAGGAUAAUGAUCCGCCUAGACAGUAAACAUGAGGCACAUAAUGCCGAACUGUUUAUACUCCGAAAACAAGUCCAACAGCCUGUCUCUGAUCCAUCGCUAUUCGUUGAUGCAUGGCAGGUCCCAUCAGGAAUUGGAGUCUUGGAAUCUAGCUCAGCCAAAGCUGCAAGCAUCCUUCAGCGUAAGGAGGCUAUUGCUACAAUAUUUGGAAAUGUAAUUGUGGAGUGA
This is a messenger RNA of Blumeria graminis f. sp. triticale, 324 nucleotides long. Lineage: Eukaryota; Fungi; Ascomycota; Leotiomycetes; Helotiales; Erysiphaceae. The record is from the annotation of a GenBank genome assembly.